ACCUGACACCAAAGUAAGUAAGCAGGAACCUCACGAACAGAAACGUUGAUUUAAUUGAUGAAAAACGCAUAUUCAAACAUUUGCGUCAACAUUCCCAAGCUUUUUUAUCUUCAACGUUUUGGGACCAGCCUCUAUUUGUUUUACGGACCCCGUUGUAUUGAAAGGUCCUGCUUGCAAUUGAUUUUUUUCUUGACAUUAAUAACUUGGACAUUUACAGCUGUGCUCUCAAGGAGAAAGGCUGUACAGUAUACACUUUAUUCAAAGGGACUGAGUGCACAAUAAGGACUCACCGUUAUUUUCCUUGCUCUUGCGUAAAGGGAAAUUCAAGGCAACCAUGGAAGUUUGUAAAGGUCGUUUUCUUGGUAUCUCUGUCGCUGUUGCUCAUGGAUUUUUCUCGGGAUCGUUGAACAUUUUGCUAAAAUUUCUCAUCACGACUUAUAACUUCAACUACCUCACUCUCAUCCAGUGCCUCACCAGCACAUUAGCGGCGGUUACACUUGAGAUACUAAGGAGACUGGGAAAAGUAGACAUACCCCCGUUCAGCCUUCAACUAGCCAAAGUCUUCGGAAGUGUUUGUAUUCUGUCCACAUUACAGUCCACUCUGACACUAUGGUCUCUCAGAGGACUGAGUCUACCCAUGUAUGUGGUUUUCAAACGUUGUCUACCGUUGGCCACCCUUGGUAUCGGCGUGUGCAUUCUGAAGAAUGGAACCCCAUCAGUGGGGGUCAUAACGGCGGUGCUCAUCACUACUGGAGGAGCAGCUUUAGCUGGGUCUGGUGACGUGACGGGUGACCCGUUUGGCUACGUGACGGGCGUCCUGGCUGUGAUCAUCCACGCCUCCUACCUGGUCCUGAUCCAGAAGACCAGCAUAGACAGUGAAUAUGGCCCCCUCACUGCCCAGUACUCCAUCGCCAUCAUGGCCUCCCCAGUUCUCUUAAUCUGCUCCAUCGUCAGCAUGGACUCCAUCAACAUGUGGAGCUACACGGGCUGGAGUAACCCCUUCAUCUCUGGCAUCUUCUCCAUCUGCAUCUUCAUCGGCUGUGCCAUGAACUUUACCACGCUGCAGUGCACCUACAUCAACUCGGCUGUCACCACCAGCUUCGUGGGCGUGGUAAAGAGCAUCGCCACCAUCACAGUGGGCAUGGUGGCCUUCAGCGACGUGGAGCCCACCAGGCUGUUUGUGGCCGGCGUGGUGGUCAACACGGUGGGUUCGAUCACCUACUGUAUCGUCAAGUACUUCGAGACCAGGAGGAAGACCCUUUACCAGGACCUGGAGGAGCAAAGCAAGGACGAAACUCUGCCUGGACAGCCUUACAUCGAGAAGAAGCCACCCAACGGAGACCUGGAGCCCCUGCCCAAUGGUCACAGAGGGUCUGACGGAGGAUCGAUCGAAGGAUCUAUCCCCACACAGGAGCACCUACUCAAUGAUCAGCGCCUCAGUGACUACCCACCUCAAGACACCAGCAACAGUAUGGAGUUUGUAGAACUCCAGAGAGAGGCCUUCCAUAGCGAGAACCGGGCCAGCCCGUCUGUGAGUGACAGUUACGUGGGGGUGUGGAGGUCCAUCCGUAACCUGAAGUUCUUGAAGAAAGACACCUUAAUAGAUAAUAUGGAGGUGCAGAGCCCUUGAUGGGGAAUCUCUAUUUUCAAAGGAUGCAUGUUUUGUCAGUCCUUUAUGUUUCUAUUUGUUUGUAAGACUGCUUUGACAUUGCACACUGAUGAAUGUUUUUGAGAUGCAUUUUUUUUUUUUGCCAAACAUGCUCUUAUGGAAGCAAAAAAUAUUUUUAAGAAGAUGGAAUGUUCAUAUGAACUGGAUAAAAAUACUGACUAUUCUUAAAAAAAACAUUUGUUUAAAUGUUUUAUAUUGAUUUUAUCAGUCAUAUUAAUA
Messenger RNA from Oncorhynchus masou masou (cherry salmon), 1888 nucleotides. RefSeq names its product solute carrier family 35 member D3 (gene slc35d3). Gene Ontology annotation, molecular function: antiporter activity. The record is from RefSeq and is a predicted model, not a curated record. The transcript has 2 exons. NCBI's taxonomy places the organism in Eukaryota, Metazoa, Chordata, Actinopteri, Salmoniformes, Salmonidae. Gene Ontology annotation, cellular component: Golgi apparatus. Bases 335 to 1630 code for a protein of 431 amino acids.